Messenger RNA from Cygnus atratus (black swan), 1125 nucleotides. RefSeq names its product synapsin-2-like. Gene Ontology annotation, cellular component: synaptic vesicle membrane. The transcript is spliced from 2 exons. The record is from RefSeq and is a predicted model, not a curated record. The coding region runs from base 137 to 511 and encodes 124 amino acids. Lineage: Eukaryota; Metazoa; Chordata; Aves; Anseriformes; Anatidae. Gene Ontology annotation, biological process: neurotransmitter secretion.
GCAGUGAGGCUGCGACCGAGCCCGGCUGCGGAUCGCACAGCCCCGGCGCGGCGCCCGCCCGCCCGGCUCCCAGCCCGCCCGCCCUCGCUCCCUCCAGCUCCUCGUCGCAGCGUCGCCCUCUCUCUCGCCCGGCCAGAUGAUGAACUUUCUGCGGCGCAGGCUCUCGGACAGCAGCUUCAUCGCCAACCUGCCUAAUGGCUACAUGACCGACCUGCAGCGGCCCGAGCCGCAGCAGCCGCCGCCGCCGCCUCCCUCGGCCUCCUCGGCCCCUGCCUCGGGCUCCCCGGCCGCGGAGCGCCGGCAGCCGCCGCAGUCGGCGCCCCCCCAGCAGCAGCAGCCGCCGCCGCAGCAGUCGGCGGGCAGCAGCUUCUUCAGCUCGCUCUCCAACGCCGUGAAGCAGACGGCGGCCUCGGCCGGUCUGGUGGAUCCGUCCUCCGCCGGCUCCUCGGCCGCCGGCAGAAAGUUCAAGCUGCUGCUGGUUAUCGACGAGCCGCACACGGACUGCUCCUAAAAUGCGUGUUGGGGUGAAGGUCCUUCAGGAGACUGACGACGAGCCCUCAGCCUUGCCUCAGCCUGUGAAUGUACGCGGCUGGGUUAAUUAACUCCGCGGGUUUAGUUUGGGGUGGGUGUUUUGCUUCCACUAUAAUCACACGGUACGUCAUUUACAAAACCAGAACUUGUAUGUCAACUCAUCUCUUCCCGUGCCUGAGUGCUACCAGAAAGAGAGGCUAUAGCUUUUUCAGACCCAUUUGUCACGUAUGACAUCCCUGAAUGUUGUGGUUAUAGGAAGGAUGCACGUUUAGCAAUCAUUCACUAUCUUAUUAAUCUGUAUUUACACAUCAAGCUGUGAAUCAUCUUGUUCGGUGUUGCCAAUUACAGUAUAUAGUGUCUUAAAGGUGCCUAAAAAUAAUACUGAGUAAAACAAGUAUGUUGUUAAAGCACUGACAUCAUCAGUAAUGGAUUGUGGGUCUCUGAUUUUAUUGUCAGCUUCUCAAAUUUGUAACCUUACUGUCUAGGCGGACUUAAACAUCUCUGAUUUGAUACAAUUUGCUUUAAAAUGGCACUUCAAUAAAAUACUUGAAACAGAAAUUAAAGCCUAAUAAAAAUGAUGUUAUCUAUAGCAAA